Malania oleifera is the source of this 1433-nucleotide messenger RNA. RefSeq names its product nicotinamide/nicotinic acid mononucleotide adenylyltransferase. The transcript has 10 exons. NCBI's taxonomy places the organism in Eukaryota, Viridiplantae, Streptophyta, Magnoliopsida, Santalales, Ximeniaceae. The record is from RefSeq and is a predicted model, not a curated record. Gene Ontology annotation, molecular function: nicotinamide-nucleotide adenylyltransferase activity; nicotinate-nucleotide adenylyltransferase activity. Gene Ontology annotation, biological process: NAD+ biosynthetic process. The coding region runs from base 350 to 1099 and encodes 249 amino acids.
GAAAAGGAAGGUGAAUAAUAGGGAAGACAGUCAAAAUUUCUGUGUGGUCUAUUUUGACCUUGACCCUGUUUGGCGAUGGCUUCCCGGGCACUCGCCAUUCAGAUUCUUCUUCGCUCUGCGGCCACAGCGUCCGCCCGCCCUGCUCACCUUCUCACACGAACAACUCUUCCGUCUGCGCAGAGGAAGAAGAAGAAGAAGAAGAAGAAGAAGAAGAAGUAGAAGUAGAAGAAGAAAAGGAAGGAAAUUGCGCGAGUGAUCUCUGUCUCAUCGUCGACGUCACUCAUCUUACGUCGGAGCACUUCCUCCCGCCGGCGUCACUGAUCACCGUCAUUCUCCCUUCCCUGGUACAAUGGAUAUAUUAUUGCCACGUGAUAAAUUAUGUUUAGGAUCAAGCGACUCUGGUUGCUUAUCUAAGACCAUAAUCAGGGAGGAGAUUUAUGUAGUUCUUGUAGCAACAGGAAGUUUCAAUCCUCCAACUUAUAUGCACUUGCGUAUGUUUGAGCUGGCAAGAGAUGCAUUGAACUCAGAAGGCUAUUCUGUCAUUGGGGGUUACAUGUCACCUGUGAAUGAUGCAUACAAGAAAAAGGGCCUUAUAUGUGCUGAACAUCGUAUUCAAUUGUGCCGUCUUGCUUGCAGAAGUUCUGGAUUCAUAAUGGUGGACCCUUGGGAGGCAAAUCAGAGCGCGUACCAACGCACACUGACUGUUCUCACCAGAAUCGAGAGUUCUUUGUGUGAGAGUGGGCUGAUUUCCAGAGAAUCUCUUAAAGUCAUGCUUCUGUGUGGCUCUGAUCUUCUCAAAUCUUUUGGUGUUCCUGGGGCUUGGUUUCGUGACCAGGUCAGGACUAUAUGCAGAGACUACGGUGUGGUUUGCAUUCGCAGAGAAGGGCAAGAUGUAGAGAAAAUCAUCGCUGAUGACGACAUUUUAAAUGAAUGCAAGAGUAACAUCAAAAUAGUAGAUGAACUUGUACCGAAUCAAAUUAGUUCUUCAAGAGUAAGGGAAUGCAUUUCAAGAGGGCUGUCUGUGAAGUACCUUACCCCAGAUGAAGUGAUAGAUUAUAUAACAGAACAAAAUUUGUACUCUAAAUCAGCAGACCACUGACGAACUCGAUUCAUGUACAAAUGCUGUCUGUGUACAUCGUUUUCAUUAACUCAUCUAAUGAUGGUUGCUCAAAAUCCAAAGCAAUUCUUAUUCUGCAAGCGACCUGAAAUGGUUCAAUUUGCGGGCAAUAAAAAUCGACCAUUUCAAUGGCAAGAGGGUUUCAAGGACAAACUUGUACUGGUUGUAGCUAACGAGAUCAGAAUUCUUUUGAUUCAAAACCCUUCUUUAAGUGUAUCAAUAAUCUUUUCGUGUUUUUCAAGUUUCCUUCAGAAAACAAAUAACUACGAGACAUUUUUGUAAUCUUGUAAAUGAAAAUUGUUUCACAGUUAAAACA